CAUCAAUCGCUGCCAUCGUGGAGCAGAAACACGGCCAGACGAUUACCAGCGGCAAGAAGAUGGCCAGUACAGGUGACAUUUGGUUGCAGUGGUUUUCCUGUUGUUUCCAUCAACCCCAAAGCCCUCGCCGCCGGAGACACCACCAACGGUUGAGGAUCGAUCGAUCGAUGAUCGGUAAUCCGACCAACUUCGUUCACACCGGUCACAUUGGCUCGAAUGAUGUUGAGCUAACCACGAACCACCUUUCCGCCUUACAGAAUCAGAUGCAAAGUAAAGGUGGAUACGAGAUGAAUUCGCUAAGGUUACAGACUUGCUGAUAUUAACCAGCCAAACGAGUAUAAGUCAGUAUAAGUCAUCAUCGCACA
Anopheles maculipalpis is the source of this 365-nucleotide messenger RNA. RefSeq names its product CDC42 small effector protein homolog (gene Spec2). The transcript has 3 exons. Bases 60 to 317 code for a protein of 85 amino acids. Lineage: Eukaryota; Metazoa; Arthropoda; Insecta; Diptera; Culicidae. Gene Ontology annotation, cellular component: plasma membrane. The record is from RefSeq and is a predicted model, not a curated record. Gene Ontology annotation, biological process: regulation of Rho protein signal transduction. Gene Ontology annotation, molecular function: small GTPase binding.